Gadus chalcogrammus (walleye pollock) is the source of this 4296-nucleotide messenger RNA. RefSeq names its product DDHD domain containing 1b (gene ddhd1b). Gene Ontology annotation, cellular component: cytoplasm. The record is from RefSeq and is a predicted model, not a curated record. The coding region runs from base 1051 to 3648 and encodes 865 amino acids. NCBI's taxonomy places the organism in Eukaryota, Metazoa, Chordata, Actinopteri, Gadiformes, Gadidae. Gene Ontology annotation, molecular function: glycerophospholipase activity; metal ion binding. The transcript has 13 exons.
CAAAGCGAAAGGGUUGGUCACUUGGACCAUUUUCUUUUCUGGGGUCGGCAGAUUUGACUCCGUCUCAUCGGUGCUGCGCAGGAUGACCGGUACGUCAAACCCAAACCUGUUGGAUAAGGGGGACAUAGGUCUUUAUUUGGAGUAAAUUUGAUACGUGCCUAAUAAUAUAUAGAGUAAACAGGGUUGGUGACAAUUGUAAACUAUUAUUUGCCAUAGUUGAAUGGUAAACGAGUUAAACAUGGUUGAAUAAUGAUCACAUUAGUUUCUUAAUGACUGUAUAUGAGGAAGCGACAUUAUCGAAUUGUGCGCCAUCCCCCUCGACUUUGUAGUCAUCAUAAAAGCAAUAAAACAAUGCGAUUAGCAGCAACAUUCAUUUACUUUAACUUGUAUCGAGUUCUCUUGAUCAUCGCAUUGUUGCCCUUUCGGCCAGAAACGUACACAAGAGGUGACUUACCAGCCUAGCACCAUAGCGGCCGUAACCACAAAGCACAACGAGAUGACACUAAUGUAGAAGGUGGGCGAGUAUUCGUACAACGUUACUAGAAACACAGCAGCCAUUUUCUCGUUAAUUUAGCUACGGAUUAAUCCGAUUUAGUGCUGAAAUACGGAUCAACAACAUCCAGGACGUCCAUGACAGUUGACAACAUCCACGCACGGUAGCCCGCAGGUCCAAAUCAGGCGCAAACGCGAAGCUGAGCAUUUGGGAGGAGCACUUAACGUUACCUACUAGCUGCCAUUGAUUUCAGCACUAACAACUCGCGUAAGGACAGGGGGGCCGAAGACUGGCGAACAGCGACAGAAAAUGGAACACAUACAACAUUUCGGGUAAUGCAUUUCUACAAUCUAAUGUUGAUCAGAAAUCAACAUUAAAACACGGCACUCGGAUGGUGCCAGCUGCGGAGAGAGAGCGAGGACUGCUCGUGUGAGACGCUUAUCCCUCCACUGUAGACGCAUCAUCACCAUCAUCAUUAAAGUACCAUUCCGUUUUGAUGUAUGUGCUGACCCUCGCGACCCUUCAGCUUGCGGCGAGUUAAUUAUUUUUGUCAAGUCAUGAGCAAUUUAAAUGAUACAUCGGCCAUCCGUCAACUGAGAUCUGAGAACAACUCGGUCAGCAGUAAUGACUGGGAUAUGGCAAAUGAUGUGUUUGUGUCCUGCUACGAGGACCCGAUGGCAAUCCACGGGGAGAUGGACUCCGUGCAGCCCGUCUUGGACAUACACCUGCCGCUGAUCCGAGCGGACCAGCACGAUAGCAUUCUGAUGGGCCUAGUGGAGGAGCAGUACUCGGGCUACCUCUCUCAUCCAGAGUCCGCCACGGGAUAUCUGGACGUGGACUCAAACUACACGGAAAGUGACGGGAGCGUGAGCACAAAGAAACGGAACCGGUCCAACAGUUCCAGACAGCGCGGGGAGGUCGUGACGGAUCUGGGACCCGAGGAGGUGCGCUGGUUCUACAAAGAGGACAAGAGGACCUGGAAGCCUUUCGUCGGGCAUGAUUCUUUAAAAAUCGAGAAGAUUUACAGGCGCUUUUGCGAGUUAAACCCAGAUAAGGUUAAGCGACGCGUCCCUUCUGACGCAGAGCUGGACUUGACCGAAAUUCAAGUGGAGAACGCGUCAACCGAGGCGGCAGCCGCUCAAGCGGACCCGGCUGUGGCGGAACGCAGUUCCGUUUCGGAUGAGAGGUUUGUGGACGGAAACGGCGUCAACGUGGAAGCGGUGUGCGUCCGAGGGGGGCUGUACGAGGUGGACGUCAAGGAGAAGGAAUGCUACCCCGUCUAUUGGAACCAACAAGACCGUAUCCCGGUGAUGCGCGGCCAGUGGUUCAUUGACUGCACCUGGCUGCCCCUGGAGGAAGACGAGAGCGACGCCAUCGAGCUGGAGCACCUGGCCCGUUUCCGGGGGCAACAGAUGCGGGACACCUACGAGCCGGAGGAGGCGGCCGCCAUAGCGACGGCCGCAGCGGCCGCAGCGCUGGAGACCAAGGAUGCUGUUCACAGUCUGAAGCUGAGCAGGAGUCAUGUGGACUGGCAUGGCGUGGAUGAGGUCUACCUGUACAGCGACGCCACCACCUCCAAGAUCGCCCGCACCGUCACCCAGAGACUGGGCUGGUCCAAAUCCUCAAGCAGCGGCACACGCCUCCACCGGGGCUGUGUGGAGGAGGCGGCCCCGGAGGACACGCCCCCGGAGACCACCCACAUUGUGUUCGUGGUCCACGGCAUCGGACAGAAGAUGGACCAGGGACGCAUCAUCAGAAACACCAGCAUGAUGCGAGACGCUGCCAGGAAGAUGGAGGAGAAGCACUUCUCCAACCGGACCACCGAACACGUGGAGUUCCUCCCUGUAGAGUGGAGGUCUAAACUGUCCCUGGACGGAGACACGGUGGACUCCAUCACCCCAGACAAGGUGCGCGGGCUGCGGGACAUGCUCAACAGCAGCGCCAUGGACAUCAUGUACUACACCAGCCCACUGUACCGCGACGAGAUCACGCGGGGCCUCACGCUGGAGCUGAACCGCCUCUACACGCUCUUCUGCACCCGCAACCCCGAGUUCCAGGAGAGCGGCAAGGUGUCCAUCGUGUCCCACUCGCUGGGCUGCGUCAUCACCUUCGACAUCAUGACGGGCUGGGACCCCGUGCGCUUCCACCACCAGGAGGCCCCGGACCCCGAGGAGACGCGCGCGCGCUGGCCCAGCCACGAGGAGCGCCACCUGCAGGAGCAGCUGCGCCUCACGCGCCUCCGGUUGAGGGACCUGGAAGACCAGUUCCAGGGUUUACAAACCUCUUCGUUUGAGGCUGUCCCAGCCUUGAAAUUCAAGGUGGAGAACUUCUUCUGCAUGGGCUCCCCGCUGGCGGUGUUCCUGGCUCUGCGCGGGAUCCGGCCCGGGAUCUUAGGCACCCAGGACCACAUCCUGCCCAAGUCCAUCUGCCAGCGCCUCUUCAACAUCUUCCACCCCACCGACCCUGUGGCAUACAGACUGGAACCCCUCGUUUUGAAGCACUACAGUAACGUUGCCCCUGUCCAGAUCAACUGGUAUAACACAGUCAACCCCAUGCCCUACGACCACAUCCGGCCGACACUGAUCAACCCUCUGAAGGAGAGCACUUCCAUCUCGGACUCUGACAGCCUGCCCAGCCCGUGCACCUCCCCUCCCCAGGGCCGGCGGCACUACGGAGAGUCCUUCACCAGCCUGGGGAAGGCCAGCUUCAUGGGCGCUGCGAGUAUCGGGAAGGGGAUCAGUGGGAUCCUCUUCUCCCGGUUUUCCCGCUCCAGCGGCCAUGUGGUAGGGCUGGAGGAGGAGCCGUCCGACCUGGAGUGCGGAGCCCCAGAGGGGGGGAGUGUGGAGGGGUCAGGGGAGGAGGAGGGGGGCGGAGCAGGGUUGCUGCUGUUGGAGGCCGAAGAGGAAGAGGAGGAGCAGAAGGAGGCGGAGCCUAUCAUGUGUCCGUCUCCGUCGGCCAUAUUGGACAGCACCUCAGUGGAGCUGGAGCAGCGCGUGGACUUCGAGCUGCGGGAGGGCAUGGUGGAGAGCCGCUACCUGACGGCGGUGACCUCCCACACGGCCUACUGGUGCUCCUACGACGUGGCGCUCUUCCUGCUCACCUUCAUGUACCGGCAGCAGGAAUACCCGGAGCCCCACCACGCAGAGCAGUCCUAGCACACACACACACACUGGCAUCUUAACACACACACACACACUGGCAUCUUGACGGACGCACAGGCGUCUUAACGCGCGCAUAAAUGCAGGCAUCUCAACACACACACACACACAGGAAUCUUAACACACACACAGGCAUCUUAAUACGCACGCACACACACACGCACACAUCAUCUUAACACACACACAGGCAUCUCAAUGCGCACACACACACAAAACAUCUCAACACACACACACACACACAGCAUCCCAACACACACACACAGGCAUCUUAACGUGCACACACACAGACAUACACAGGCAUCUUGACGCACACAUACAACCAUCUUUGUUCUCUCAAACAGACGCAUAUACAUGCACGUCUUAAUGCCCUAAGUCAUCUUAAUGCGCCGAUACAUAUACACAUACAGAACAAACAGGGAACUUCACAUAAACACACCCUAACCCUUUAACACAAUAAAACACACCCAAUCGCCAUCAUAACAAAACGCAUAUGCAUGCACACACACAAACACACAAACACAAAGGCGAAGAAGGGACGUGUAAUAAGAUCAUUUAUUCUUGACAAUAAUUUAUUUAUCGUUUAGUCCUGGGUUUAAAGCAGAUGUUUGAACCGGUAUUUUCCUGUAGUAUGUGAUAGUUGUCUUU